AAUUGUAUAACUUUUGUACUUUAAGUAUGACAAUAACCUCCUCUUUUAUAACUCUUCGACGUCAUCAAAUGAUAGGUUCAUAUCUUCCUCCCCAAUGGCAACGGUUCGAGCCGAUCCUAUGACUAAAAUAUUCAAAAAAAACCUGAAAAGGGGAUAUAUAAUAUCAUACCUGCUCUGCCAGUCAAUGAAUUCAGGAACUCAAAUGUAUUACUUCACAAUAAAGCAGUUUGCAGCCAGUGCCAUCCAGAUUUACCAUCACUAAAAUAUGCUUCAGCUGAUUCCUUGUAUUUUUCAAGCUGAAAUGUAGUCCACGCAAAGAGAGAAAGUUGAUUUUUAAUCGAUACAAAGAUCACAAGAUACAAGCAAAUCAAUCCUCCAGCCUUAGCUUUCUUUGUAUGAAAAAAGGAGAGAUUUUUCAAGCCCUGAAAAACUGGUCAAGGAAUCUGUAUAUCUUUUUACCCUGUGCUGGCAAUGAGCUCUGUGCUUCGCCUCAUUUUUGUUUCAGAAUUGACAUCAUCAUGUUGGCUGUCUGAAUGUUACUUAAGAUGCCAAUGGUUGUGCCCCCAUGGAAGAAAACAGGGAGUUUAAUUAAAGCUAAUACAUAAUCCUUCAGUGAACUAUCAGGAGAUAAGCCAGAGCUGAACAGAAUUCACUUGAAAGCUGAGACCGCUGACAGACAAUUUGGCCCUUGUUCCACCCUGCAGGAAUGUAUAUGCUGCCCUUGCAAUGGGUAUAUCGUGUGUCGUUGAAAUUUAUUGCAUCUGGCCCUGUCUGAACAAGAGAAUGUGCAUUGCUUUAGCAAAAAGAACAGUGAAGAAUCACAAAUUUAAAUUGACAAAGACUGUAACACUAGAACCAGCAUACAGGUAAAUAGGUCAAAGAGUAAAGCUGAAAUACUCUG
This is a messenger RNA of Rubroshorea leprosula, 901 nucleotides long. NCBI's taxonomy places the organism in Eukaryota, Viridiplantae, Streptophyta, Magnoliopsida, Malvales, Dipterocarpaceae. The record is from the annotation of a GenBank genome assembly.